GACGGAGAGGAAAGACUCGGUAAUUUCCUGAACCAGUCCGAGGUUUUUUGGUGGCCGAAUGUUGGAUGGGCGACUGCCAAUUAACCUCUUCUGCCAUUGAUCCAAUAGAUGAGCGCUUCCUUCUGUUCAUCACUAGUAGCCGAAUGUCUAUUGGGUUUAGCAACAGGAAUCUGGCGUUUUGCUCCGUAUUAUGGUCAAAAGGGUGACAAAGCCACAUAUAAAGAUGGAUCCAAUUUCUGCGCUGCGGUUGUCGCCUUGCGGGUGACCACAGCAUUUCUUCUGUUUGCUUUUCCACCUAUGUUUCUCGAUGAUAGAGUCGCUGCCUCCCUCCAACAGUCUUCAAAAGCAGCACGAUUCAACAUCCACACAUUAAAGCGGCUGCAAAAGGCGGUGGCAGCGGACCCAGAAAUUGACCUGACAUCAUACUUCCCGAAGGAUUACUCCAGGCGUCUUUCUGAAAUGCGGACUCCGUUACUCCCUCCAACAAUAACGCCUAUUUCUGCUGCAACAACGUCCGAAUCAACUGAAGAAGAUAUCCGCGUGUUUCUAAGGCCUUCCGAACCCACCGCCAUUAUAUUUCCCUUGGCUGACUCAGUCCGAAGUCUGCUGGAGGAUGCAGAUAUGUCCGAAGCGCUAGUAGGGCUUAUGCGGCGCUGUGAAAUUCUCUGGAAAAGCCCAUUUCCUCGAAAGAAAAUGGUUUUCAAAUGCGAUGGAAAUAUUGUCGUCAAAGCAAUAAAGGACGGGCUGGACUACACUGAAUAUACAACACUACAGUACCUGGAAGUGCACAAGCCGAGUGUGCCUGCUCCAAGACCAUCUGGAUUACUGCGAAUGAACGAUGUCUCUUUAAUUUUUAUGACUUACACCUCCACGACAACACUGGCAGCCAUCUGGGCAGGGCUAGAUAUAUCACAGAAAAGGUCCAUUCAAGAUCAGCUCAACCAAAUCCUAGCUGAUCUAAAGUCUCUCCCACACCCUACUGGAAUUUUCUGUUCCCCUCUUUGCCCGCUCCUAUUUUCACAGAGUUUAUCGACCGGCUCAGAUACACCCGUGUUCAUCAGAAAACAGUUGGGGCGGCUAAAGGGUAUCCAGCUCUCAAGCGAACGGCGGAGCCGCGGCCACCAAGCAAUGGUUCACUUGGGAAGAAAUCGGCUCUUCUAACAGCUUCAAAAAGCUGUAUUAAGGAAAAUACUGACUUUCUAUGGCCUCUUUACCUAAUGUCUUGGGAUACUCGAAUUUCGAGAUAGCCUAACGCUACAACAAUUAUGGAGAGAUCAAUGUUUAG
Messenger RNA from Coccidioides immitis RS, 1285 nucleotides. RefSeq lists its product as uncharacterized. The transcript has 2 exons. The record is from RefSeq and is a predicted model, not a curated record. Lineage: Eukaryota; Fungi; Ascomycota; Eurotiomycetes; Onygenales; Onygenaceae. The coding region runs from base 109 to 1161 and encodes 350 amino acids.